UAAAGAAAAACAAAAUCUUCCUCUAUCUUCUUUCAAGUUUGAAAGCCGUUUUCAGUUCAACAUAGAAAAAUUAUGUAUUUUUUCUUUACCUACUGAUUUAGAAACUUUAAAGGGAAUCUUGAAAGAAAAUCAGACUAUGGUAGAACAUGAGAUCGCUCUAAGAACAAACUGGAAUAAAGUAAAAGAAAUUAUUUUGAAUAAGAGAAAAAAACUAACAAACCAGGCUGAAGGGAAUGAAAUAAAUUUGAUGAAAGAACAAGGUCACUGGUUGAAAUUCAGGCAAAAAAUUCAAAUGGUCGUUGAUCAUAAAUUUUUUCAGUGUUUCAUAUUCUUAAUAAUAGCAGUUAAUGCAGUUGUUCUUGCAUCAGAAUCUUCUGAAAUAUCUGAAACAUAUCAAAGUUUUUUGGAACUUUCCAAUUUUAUUUGUACUAUAAUAUUUUCUGUAGAAAUAGCAGUGUAUCUUAUUGCUUAUGGUGAACGAUACUUUUUUGACUGGUGGAAUAUUUUUGACUUUCUUAUCAUUGUGCAGUGUAUUAUUAGUAUCAUUUUGAAGAACAAAGCAGAGUAUACCAUCAUUAGAACAUUAAGAAUGUUAAAGUUAGUGAAGCUUCAGAAGUUUGUGUCACUGAUUGCACUUCAGAGAGUGGUAGCAGUUGUUUUAGACUCAAUAGAAAAUAUUGCUCGUCUUAUUAUUGUGAUGUUUUUCUUGAUCUUUUUAUUUGCAGUAAUUGGAAAUCGUGUAUUGGGCCAUUAUUAUCAUGAUCAUAAUCCUGCAGAGUUACCCAGGUGGUCAUUUGCUACCUUUGGGGGCUCUUUGUUCACAGUGUUUAGGAUAUUUUCUGGUGAAUGGAUUGAACCUCUAUGGAAUUGCAUGAGAUUAUCUAAUACAUCUAUUUUAUGCCCUUUUAUUAUUAUUAGCUAUUAUCUUAUUGGACAUUUGAUCAUUCUUGGUCUCUUUGUAGCAUUACUUCUCAGUUCCUUCAAUAUGUCUGAAUUCGAAUUCUCUGCUUCCAAGCAAAAGGAAUUAAUGAAGAAUAUGUUUCAGAAAUGCUACAAAUUUUUUAGCAUAUGUUGUGAGAAAAAGGCUUGUCUUGAAUGUGCAACUAUUGUUCUUGAGUGA
Stegodyphus dumicola is the source of this 1120-nucleotide messenger RNA. RefSeq names its product sodium channel protein 1 brain-like. Lineage: Eukaryota; Metazoa; Arthropoda; Arachnida; Araneae; Eresidae. Gene Ontology annotation, cellular component: plasma membrane; voltage-gated sodium channel complex. Gene Ontology annotation, biological process: neuronal action potential; membrane depolarization during action potential; sodium ion transmembrane transport. The record is from RefSeq and is a predicted model, not a curated record. Gene Ontology annotation, molecular function: voltage-gated sodium channel activity.